GCGAGCGAGCGAGCGAGCGAAAAUGAAAAGGUAGUGGAGGGAUCUCCUCUGGAGCAAGAAGGAAGAGUAAUGGCGAUGAUGGUUGAUGGUUAUGGUGAUUUCCAGUGUGCAAAGUGACGGUGAAGUGCAGGAACGCGGGAGCUGAAGACAGAUCGACGGGGAAUUAUAAUAGAUUACGUAUGUAUAUAUAGAAAUAUAUAUAUAUAUUGUGAACAGGGGGAGUUGUAAGAAAGAAGAUAAAAAAAACGAAUUAUUUUUUUCUUGUUUUCUUCUGUUUUUUCCGCCUUUGCGCUCUGAUAUUCAUGUCACGAUAUAGAUAUAUAUACGGUCGGCGGGUCGAGGGAAACUUGAUGUCGACACGUUGUACGGCCAGUGUUGGCGGGGGUGUUCGCCACGUGUGAGCCGUAGUCGGGCCCGUGGUAUGUACAUGGUGGAUCGACCGAUCGAUUGAUCGAUCGAUCGAUCGAUCUUGUUGUAGACAAGGCAGGAGUUCAAGCUGACGGAUGUUCUGCAAUAGGAUAUACUUAAUAAGAAGGUGGGGGCGCGGGAGGGGGAGGGUGGGGAGGAGGGCAACGGGGGCUUGGGUUGAAAGGAACGUCUGGAGAGAAGGCGAAGCGAAGUUUGUCUCGCAUACGCAUUCUACAUCCGUAUAUUGGAUCUGUGAAAAGAGAGAGAGAGAGAGAGAGAGAGAGAGAGAGAGAGAGAGAGAGAGAGAGAGAGAGAGAGAGAGAGAGAGAGAGAGAGAGAGAGAGNAGAGAGAGAGAGAGAGAGAGAGAGAGAGAGAGAGAGAGAGAGAGAGAGAGAGAGAGAGAGAGAGAGAGAGAGAGAGAGAUGUUUCGUAUGCUGGGGCGCGCGGCGAUCCGCGCUGCGAGAGGGGGUGUGAGGAGGGGCAGUGAGAGCGGAGAGUGUGGAGGUCGACAUAGACGAAGUGCGUGGGAAACUUUGAGAAGAUGGCAGGAGAGAGGGCGGGUGACCGCCCUCGGAUCGGGCGGCGGUAUCGGGACGAGGGCACGUGGCGUUCACACGGACAGCAUGUAUAUUCAUCACACUCGCGGGGGCAGUGGGCGUGAUUCCGCCGCGGUCACGGUUGGCCUUGUCCAUGCGCUUGAGCGGCUCGCUCCCGGGAUCGGUUAUUUCCGUCCUAUCGACUCCACAUCUAGCGGCGGUCUCAGGACUACUCUUGUCCAACGCGUGUUCAAACUGGCUGAUGACAUCAAGAGCAUGCAGGGUGUGACAGACUCCGAAGCAUACGACGCUCUCGCGGAAGACAAGCUCGACGACAUGCUCGAAGAGAUCCUCAAAGCAUAUGAAACUUACAAGAAGAAUCAUGACUUCGUUGUGGUGGAGGGAGCAAGCAUGAAGGACGGAAGAGAUAUGUCGAUCCUGAAUGGAAAAAUUGCAGGCGCACUUGGAACACCUGUCCUCUUGGUGACUGAUGGGGGUGUGGCGGGAACCGAAAAGUCACGCGAGGAAUGGGAGGAUGGAGAAUGGGAGAGGGAGGUUGUGAAUGCCACUCUUCUGAGUCAUGCUGUGUUCUCACAUGAAGGGGUUGACUGCCUGGGGUCGCUUAUUCACAGAAUGCCCCUCAGCCUAAGCCCUAUGCGGAUGAGAAAGCUGGCACUCAAGUUCGAAGAGCACAGCAUCCCUUUUGCAGGUGCCAUACCGGAGGACAACUCUCUCACCUCCAUACAGGUUCAUGAUGUUAUUCACGCACUCAAUGGAGAACUGCUAUAUGGAGGGAAUCUUCAGUCCGCUCUGGCAGCAGAGGUUACACAAUUCAUUGUGGCCACAAUGCAGUUAUCUGACUUGCUCUGCUACCUGCCGACCCACAAGGACCCAAGUAAAGGUUCCUGUGUAAUCACGUCUGCUAAUCGAGCAGAUGUUCUGCUGGGCAUGCUCAAUCUGCACGAGUCUCACACCCUUUCAAACGUUACUGCCGUUGUACUCACCGGUGGCCAUCGUCCCAGUCCCGAAAUCGACCUCCUUGUAAAGGUGCGUGCCAUGCUCAAUGUCUUACCGGGGUACAGUGGGCUGAUAUACAGCUACUGGGACAGCACGCGUCCAGGCCAGCCAAGCCCCUCGCCGGCCAGCCAGCUUCCCAUAAAGGAAAAGGAGCAGCCAGAGCUCACAUUCAUUCUGGCUAGCUUUUGUGCAGCUGGCUGGAAGGAGAGCGCAUACGGGCGCCGGGUGUCAGAGCUGCUGGGUGCAGCUAGUGUGGCAGUCAUAUCCGGGCUGCUCACACAUGAAGCCGAUGUGGAAUGGCAGAUGUCCUUCGGCCGAGGAGAAGGGCCUGUGGGACAAGACAGGGACGAGGCGUGGUGUGUGAGGUCACGUCCCUGGUGAUUGGGAUAUUGGUCGCGUGAGUCCGCGACGUCAUUUGCCACCGGGGGGUGCACUUCAUGAAGUCAUGUUGUCGU
Chara braunii is the source of this 2417-nucleotide messenger RNA. The record is from the annotation of a GenBank genome assembly. Lineage: Eukaryota; Viridiplantae; Streptophyta; Charophyceae; Charales; Characeae.